ACCCACUAAAGGUGAAGAGAGCAAAGCACAAGGAAAUACAUCAGCAGGAGACAAACACACAACUGACACUCCGACGCGGACCAACACCGUCCGAUUUGUGCAGUACUUUCAUACACACAACUUCUCUUCCUGGGAUAUGAAACCGCUCAUCCUCACCAGUCUCCUGUGCUCCGUCGUCUGCAGUGCUCUGAGUGCUCAGGGCUCUGACGCCACACACUCCAGUGGAUUGGCCGGAGUGACCGGCGGUCCGGCCUCCGGAGAGGGGGCCCUGGUGACUUUGCUGAGUGACGAUGACCAGCUGGAUGAAGACCCUUCAGGGGGCGGCAGUGAAAACUUCAGGCUUCACGAGUCACGUCUCAAUAAGGAGGGGAGGAAGGGAAGGAGAGGCAAUGGCAGGAGGGGCGGCAAGAACCGGAGCAAAGCCACGACCUCUUUCAACCCCGAGCACACGGCCCUCACCAACGGAUACACGUCGACCCUCAGCACAACGGAGGACCCGUGCGCCUCCACCCACCUGGGCUACUGUAUUCACGGUUACUGCAAGCACAUGGAGGGACUGCCGGAGCCGGUGUGCAUAUGUAUGAAAGGUUACGACGGGAGCCGCUGCGGGAUCCAAACCCUGGAGACGGGUAAAACCAGGGCGGGCGAGAGCAGCGACACUGAGUUGGUGCAGAUGGUCCUAGUCAUCAUCGCCGUGGUCCUGUCAGUCAUCAGCUGCACCGCCAUCCUGCUCAUGACCUGCGCUCAUUACAGGUCACAUAAAAACUACCUGGCGUCCUACCUGGGAACUGGGAUGGAGCAGGAGAAGUUACAGAAACCUCUGGCUGACGUCAUGGUGUGACGAGGGGGGCGUCAGGUUGACGACGAGCCUGCGGCACGGCGAAGCAGACCACAGGAGUCUGAGGACCGGACCAAGAAGUAGACUGGUAGACUGCUUCAGUAGAUGCUGUGCAAAAACCAAAACGAACACCGUCCGGAACUUGUUAGGAUCUAAUUUAUUUAGUGUUGUUAUUUAUUGCUGAUGACUGUAUGAGUGUAUGUGUGCUGGCCUACUGUUAUGAAGUGCGAUUAUGUGCGAAUGCUGAGCGUUCGGCCCUCUGAUGAUCUGUAGGUUUGGCUUUAUUUAUUGUAACCGCUGUUGUAAUAGGUCAGAGAAAUGUGCCUCGUCUCAGUCUGGACAAGAGAUGGAAUUUUGAUUGCCAAUAAAGUGUCUCAGUGUUA
Molecule: messenger RNA, 1221 nt
Organism: Scophthalmus maximus (turbot)
Lineage: Eukaryota; Metazoa; Chordata; Actinopteri; Pleuronectiformes; Scophthalmidae
Gene: areg
Product: amphiregulin
Exons: 6
Coding region: 137-841 (234 amino acids)
Biological process (GO): epidermal growth factor receptor signaling pathway; positive regulation of mitotic nuclear division; positive regulation of cell population proliferation
Source: RefSeq, a predicted model, not a curated record